AUGUCUGCCGAACAAGCUCCAGUCGAAGUCCCCGCCGCCGAUGCUCCAGUAGCGGAAGCUGAGCCAGCUCCAGUCGCUGAGGAAGCUCCAGCUGCUGAGACAGCUCCAGCCGAGCCACUCUUCUACUACACGUUGGAAUCGUGCGAUGGAAAGGAAGUAAAGAUCUCGUCAGAGGCUGUCAAACAAUCGAAAACUCUUAACGACCUGGUGUGGAAUCUUCAUGGAGGAGCUGAAAUGGAUGAGAGUAUUCCGAUGGACAACAUCACUCAUCCCACUCUGAUCAAAGUUGUCGAAUUCUGUGAGCAUCACAAAGGGGAGCCGAUCCCAGUUGACGACGGAAGCGUCCCGAAGAAAGUGACUAUUACAGAAUGGGAUGAAGAGUUUUUCAAGAUGGAUGACAUGGAACUGUUUCAUCUGGUUCUCGCUGCCAACUACUUGGAUAUCAAGCAACUCUUGAAUUAUGCUUGCAAGAAGGUUGCUCAGAUGGCCAUGGGAAAGUCUCCAGAAGAGCUUCGUGCCAUCUUCAUGAUUCCAACGGAUGAGGAAAUUGAAGCCGCUGAGAAGGCUGCUGAAAAAGAGGAAGUUGCUCGUCAAGUUGCUUAUAAUCUUGCUGAGAUAAACAGGAAAAUCAAGGAGAUGGAACAGGCUGAUGCUGCUGCGUCUAGAGCUAAGGAAGCUGCUGCUGCUGGAGCCGAAGAGCUUAUCGCUGGAGUCAAGGAAGCUUCUUAA
Molecule: messenger RNA, 729 nt
Organism: Caenorhabditis remanei
Lineage: Eukaryota; Metazoa; Nematoda; Chromadorea; Rhabditida; Rhabditidae
Exons: 1
Coding region: 1-729 (242 amino acids)
Biological process (GO): SCF-dependent proteasomal ubiquitin-dependent protein catabolic process
Cellular component (GO): cytoplasm; nucleus
Molecular function (GO): cullin family protein binding
Source: RefSeq, a predicted model, not a curated record